AUGAAUCGCAUCAACGAAAUUCGUACUACGACUGACGUCAAUUCGUGGCGUUUUGUGCCAGGAACUCUAAACCCAGCAGACAAUGCUACAAGAUAUGUACCACUAUCAUCGACCGAAAAUUCCAUAUGGUUAACCGGUCCAUCGUUUUUAAUCGAAGAAGAAUGCAAUUGGCCAGACAAAAACCAAAAUGUCAUUCAAAGUGAAGAAGACACAGAUAUUACCAACUUUCAAUCAACCAGUAAUGCAAUACCAGAGAAAACAUCUUUUAUCAAAUGGGAAAGUUAUUCCGAUUGGCAAAAAUUCUGUCGCCACAUUGCGUGGAUUAUCAAAUUAAAACGAAAUUGGUUGUUAUUAAAGAGGGGAGGGUCUGAACGUGAAAAAUUUGAUUACCUGGCCGUUGAUGAAAUUGAAGCAACAAUGUUACAGUUGUAUAGCAUCUCACAACAAGAAUCCUACCCAUCAGAAUUCGAAAACCUACAAUCAUACAAGGAACUAUCAAAAAGAUCACCACUUGUAGCUUUGAGACCAAUGAUGCAAAACAAUUUGAUUCGUGUUGGAGGAAGAAUGUGUUUAAUCGAUAUACCAUUUGAGUCGAAGCACCAAGUGAUAAUCUCGCCGAAACACCACAUUGCGCGACUCAUAAUUCAACACAUUCAUCAUACAAACUUCCAUGUUGGACAAAACGCAACACUAAUACUAUCAAGACAAAAUAUUUGGAUUCCGACUGGAAAAUCCUUUGUGAAGAAUUUGACAAAUGCAUGUACAUACUGCAAAUCAAAGAAAAUCAAGCCAAUGUCACCACUUAUGGGAGAUCUACCAAUCGAUCGUCUUGCUGUAGGUGAACCACCAUUUAAUCGAUCAGGAGUAGAUUACUUUGGUCCAAUGAUUGUCAGGAGAAGUAAGAGGACAAGAGCUUCAUCUGGAACCGUAAAAAGGUAUGGAGCAUUGUUUACCUUCAUGACGUCACGUGCCGUUCAUAUUGAGCUAGCUGGAGAUUUAUCGACAGAUUGUUUCAUUCUUGAACUUCGACGUUUUAUCUGA
This is a messenger RNA of Hydractinia symbiolongicarpus, 1041 nucleotides long. RefSeq lists its product as uncharacterized. Gene Ontology annotation, molecular function: nucleic acid binding. The transcript has a single exon. The coding region runs from base 1 to 1041 and encodes 346 amino acids. Lineage: Eukaryota; Metazoa; Cnidaria; Hydrozoa; Anthoathecata; Hydractiniidae. The record is from RefSeq and is a predicted model, not a curated record.